Molecule: messenger RNA, 1744 nt
Organism: Argentina anserina (silverweed cinquefoil)
Lineage: Eukaryota; Viridiplantae; Streptophyta; Magnoliopsida; Rosales; Rosaceae
Product: aspartyl protease family protein 1-like
Exons: 10
Coding region: 66-1601 (511 amino acids)
Biological process (GO): proteolysis
Molecular function (GO): aspartic-type endopeptidase activity
Source: RefSeq, a predicted model, not a curated record
ACAACCAAACACCUACUUUUCCAUUGCUAUGUUUCCCAUCCAAACCAGACACUUUCUCUGAAGCCAUGGCCGCCUGGACUUGCAGAGCUUCUAGUAGCAACUCUACUGUCUUUUCUUUGUUGGUGAUUUGUGUCUUGGGUUUGGCUUGUCGGAGCUGUGAUGGGUUUGGAACGUUCGAGUUUGAUUUCCACCACCGGUACUCCGAUCCCGUCACCGGAAUUAUCGGCUAUGAUGAGCUGCCGCAUAAGGGCAGUCCCGAAUAUUACGCUGCCAUGACUCACCGUGACCGGGUGAUCCGGGGCCGCCAUCUCGGCGAAACACCGCCGCUUACUUUCGUUUACGGCAACGAGACUUACCGGAUUGGCGCUUUUGGACACUUGCAUUAUGCGAAUCUUUCUGUUGGGACGCCGAUGACUUCUUAUCUUGUGGCUUUGGAUACUGGGAGUGAUUUGUUGUGGUUGCCGUGUGAUUGUCUCAGUUGUGUGAAGGGGGUUAACACAUCAGAUGGAGAGGUCGUGAAUUUUGACAUCUACAGUCCUAGUCAAUCAAAAACAAGCAAAAAGGUUUCUUGCAACAGCACAUAUUGUGACCAACAACAGCAGUGCUCUUCACCAAGUAGUGACUGUCGUUACAGUAUCGACUAUCUUUCUGCUAACACUUCGUCUUCUGGAAUCAUAGUAGAGGAUGUUUUGCACUUGAGGACUGAUGAUGUUAAACUAAAAGCUGUUGAGGCCCCGAUAGCCUUUGGGUGUGGUAGGAUUCAGACUGGUAUAUUUUUGAGUGGGGCAGCUCCGAAUGGUCUACUAGGACUUGGUAUGGAUGGCAUAUCGAUUCCUAGCAUGUUAGCGAAACAGGGGCUUGCUUCUGAUUCUUUUUCCAUGUGCUUUGCAAUUGACGGAAGUGGGAGAAUCCGAUUUGGUGAUAAUGGAAGUGCAGGCCAACCAGAAACACCAUUCUAUGUCAAAAGUAGAUAUCCAACUUACAACAUUACUGUUACUCAAAUAGCCGUUGGAGAAAGUGUUAAUGAUCUUGAAUUCUAUGCAAUUUGGGACUCUGGUACCUCAUUUACGUACUUAAAUGAUCCAGCUUACACCCAGAUUUCCAAGAGCUUCAACAGCGCCAUCAAAGAUAAGCGGGUUACAAAUUAUGAUGACCUGCCUUUUGAAUAUUGUUAUACAGUCAGUCCGAAUCAAACAUUGAAUUUCACAAUGAAAGGGGGAAAGCAGUAUAAUGUUAUUGACCCACUUGUAGUUCUUACUGAUGGGGAAGGCAAUAUACUCUUCUAUUGUCUCGGUGUUGUCAAAAGUGAAGAUGUAAAUAUCAUUGGACAAAACUUCAUGACUGGUUACCGUAUUAUUUUUGAUCGUGAAAAGAAUGUUUUGGCUUGGACAGAAUCGGAUUGUUACAAUGAUGAGGAAGCAUCCACUCUUGCUAUCAGUCCAUCCAAAUCUCCUGCCUCAUCCCCUGCGAUCGAUCCAGAAGCUACAUCUACCAACACUUCUACAGUACCAUCAACCCCAUCGCAAAACGACUCACCCAAAUUCAACUCUUUUACAUGUGCACUCUUCAUGGUUCUUUCUGCAAUUUUUGCCAUUGUUUAAUUAUUCUUUGUGGGUGCUGAGGUUUUCUCGACCCUGUAUCAUAUCAUAUGUAUUCAUACUUCAUAGGCAUAUGUUCUAGAUAAAAUACAUAGGAAACUGGAAAAUGAAUUACAAUUUUUGGUAUACGAAAACUGAUGUCAAGG